Molecule: messenger RNA, 615 nt
Organism: Aphanomyces astaci
Lineage: Eukaryota; Oomycota; Saprolegniomycetes; Saprolegniales; Verrucalvaceae
Exons: 1
Coding region: 1-615 (204 amino acids)
Source: RefSeq, a predicted model, not a curated record
AUGACCGACAAGGCCCGCAUCACCAUGUCAGCCCCUGAUACCCUCCUUCCCGACGCUCCAUAUGUGACUCCCGUCGAGGCUACUGGACAUUCCAACUACUUUCGGAACUGCUGGCUCGCAUUUGCCACGUUUAUCGUGCUCAGCGUCGGGGGAACUAUAAUAUGGUACACCUGCUCAGAACCUGUCAAAGCGUUCUCGGAGCCUCCUCCCGCAUACAACGUCAGUGCGUGCCAAGCCUGCUCUCGACUCAACUACACCGACAUGCGGCCGUCCAAGUACCGUCAGUACAACGGGGUUGAAGACAUUUGCCCCAGCUCGUUGUUUCCUGGGGAUAACGUGGAAUGGCUUCCGAUGAAACCGAUUUCGUCGUCGUGUUGCUGCUCCCUCACAGUUCCAAGUCGUGAAGGUUCCGACUACUACUACCGAAUCGACUAUCCCUAUAUGGUUAACGCCACCGCGUCCGACGCUUGUAUUUGCAAGUACAAGUACAGCCAAAAGUACAACAUGGGAACACAUCGAGCAUGGAUCAUGCUGUUUAUUAUGGGCGGCAUUGGAAUUGUGAUCGUCGUGUGGUGCUGUGUGUUGGGUUGUCAGGCUACACUGUGUCGCACCUAG